AUGGCCCCUGAGCAGGCUCACAAGGUGGUUGCGAGUUACAAACCUUCGAGGUUUGACAGAAAAAUCCUCCUCUGGACGGGGCGUUUCAAGACAGAAGAAGAGAUUCCUCCGAGGAUCCCGCCAGAGAUGCUGGACAAGGCAAGAAACAAAGCUCGAGUUAAAGCUUGUUACAUCAUGAUUGGCCUCUCAAUUGUUGCCUGUUUUGCAGUGAUUGCCUCAGCUAAAAAGGCUGCUGCACGCCACGAGUCCUUAACAAGCUGGAACCUGGCAAAGAAGGCCAAGUGGCGGAAAGAGGCCGCGCUGGCAGCAGAGUCGAAGACAAAGUAA
This is a messenger RNA of Nipponia nippon (crested ibis), 327 nucleotides long. NCBI's taxonomy places the organism in Eukaryota, Metazoa, Chordata, Aves, Pelecaniformes, Threskiornithidae. The record is from RefSeq and is a predicted model, not a curated record.